Molecule: messenger RNA, 3171 nt
Organism: Bacillus rossius redtenbacheri
Lineage: Eukaryota; Metazoa; Arthropoda; Insecta; Phasmatodea; Bacillidae
Gene: Drp1
Product: dynamin-1-like protein
Exons: 13
Coding region: 370-2496 (708 amino acids)
Biological process (GO): mitochondrial fission
Cellular component (GO): microtubule; cytoplasm; membrane
Molecular function (GO): GTP binding; microtubule binding; GTPase activity
Source: RefSeq, a predicted model, not a curated record
AUAUCAGCUGUACUUUCACUAGCACUUGCAUCGUUUGAACGUUUUUAUAACAAAUAUAGAUUACUUUUAAGCUAUUCCGUCGCCUAUUUUUCUUUUCAUUUAUUUUGUUUUAAAUAAGAAAAAAAGUAUUUGAUUUAAUUAUAUUGUAAAUUAUAUUGGUUGUAACUUUUUUCUGUUUCUGGUAGUUGAGUUUUGAAUUUUGUUUUAAUACGUUGGACAACUUGUUUUUCUUUAUUUGCAAAGUACCUAGAUAAAUGAAAAUCAAAUGUUUUUGUAUUAUGAAAUUUUGAUUCUGUGAGAAGUUAAUGAAUUUUUCCCAUAAAUUUAGAUGACAAGGAUUAAUGUAAAUUACGUGAAUAAACAUUGAUUAUGGAAGCAUUGAUACCAGUGAUUAAUAAGUUACAGGAUGUAUUCAACACUGUUGGUGCAGAUGCAAUACAGCUUCCAGAGAUAGUUGUGCUGGGAACUCAGAGCUCUGGCAAGAGCUCGGUCAUCGAAAGCCUGGUUGGCAGAUCGUUCCUUCCAAGAGGGACCGGGAUUGUUACACGCCGUCCCUUGGUUUUGCAGCUCAUCUAUUCUCCCAAGGAUGAUUCAGAGCAUCGUUCAGCGGAGGAAGGAACUCUGGACACGGGAGAAUGGGGUAAAUUCCUACAUACCAAAGGCAAGAUUUUCACUGACUUUGAUGAAAUUCGAUCUGAAAUCGAAGCUGAAACUGAUAGAAUGGCUGGUCGCAAUAAGGGAAUUUGUCCUGAACCUAUCAGUUUAAAAAUUUUCUCAGCUAAUGUGGUCAAUCUUACUUUAGUUGACUUGCCAGGAAUAACAAAGAUGCCGGUGGGCGACCAGCCGGAGGACAUAGAGCACCAGAUCAAGGAGCUGGUGCACAAGUACAUCAGCAACCCCAACUCCAUCAUCCUGGCGGUGGUGACGGCCAACACGGACAUGGCGACCAGCGAGAGCCUCAAGAUAGCCAAGGAGUGCGACCCCGACGGCAGGCGAACCCUCGCCGUCGUCACCAAGCUCGACCUCAUGGACGCAGGUACUGAUGCGAUAGAUAUCCUGUGUGGUAGAGUGAUUCCUGUGAAGCUGGGAAUCAUAGGUGUUGUGAACAGAUCACAGCAAGAUAUCAUAGACAACAAGACCAUUUCUGAUGCUCUGAAAGACGAAGCCACUUUCCUGCAGCGAAAAUACCCUACACUUGCCAAUCGGAACGGCACUCCUUACCUUGCCAAAACUCUGAACAGGCUUCUGAUGCAUCACAUUCGAGACUGCCUUCCAGAUCUCAAGACUCGUGUGAAUGUGAUGGUGUCCCAGUUCCAGUCCUUGUUGAAUUCCUAUGGAGAAGAAGUUUCAGACAAGAGCCAAACUCUUCUACAGAUCAUCACCAAAUUUGCAUCGUCUUAUUGCUCUACUAUUGAAGGGACUGCUAAAAAUAUUGAAACAACAGAACUCUGUGGUGGUGCUCGCAUUUGUUACAUUUUCCAUGAGACAUUCGGCUGUGCCUUAGACUCGAUCCACCCCUUGUCUGGCCUCACGAAGCUCGAUAUUCUGACAGCAAUUCGUAAUGCUACUGGACCGAGACCAGCGCUGUUCGUACCUGAGGUGUCAUUUGAAUUACUAGUAAAAAGACAAAUCCGCCGCUUAGAGGAACCAUCGCUGAGGUGUGUCGAGCUGGUUCAUGAGGAAAUGCAGCGUAUUAUCCAGCAUUGCGGCACUGAGGUUCAGCAGGAAAUGCUUCGUUUCCCUAAACUGCACGAAAGGAUAAUAGAUGUUGUAACCCACUUGCUGAGGAAGCGCUUGCCUACUACUAACUCUAUGGUUGAAAAUCUGGUUGCGAUAGAAUUGGCGUACAUUAACACAAAACAUCCAGACUUUCAUAAAGAUGCUACAGUUGUGACAUCUCUCCUGAAGUCCGCUGAGAGAGAGGACAGACUAAACCGGCCAGUCAUUAUGCCAAAACGCCAUACUGCACACCCAGGAUCAGAUGGUGAUGGACCAAAGAUGGCAUUGGACCAGGCGCCCGCGCCCUCGGGCUGGCUCUCCAACAUCUUGCCGUCCCAGGGCUCCAGGGGAGCGGAGAACGGGGCGGCGGACGCCGCCUCCGUGAGCCACCAGCUGGACGUGAAGGGGGUCCUGAGCCCGCAGAAGCCAGUCAACCUGCUGCCCGAGGUGCCCAUGCAGACCAGCCGGAAGCUGUCCGACACCGAGCAGCGCGAUUGCGACGUCAUCGAACGCCUCAUCAAAUCCUACUUCUACAUUGUGCGAAAGUCGAUUCAAGACAGUGUACCAAAGGCAGUCAUGCAUUUUCUAGUCAAUUUUGUGAAGGACAACCUGCAGUCAGAGUUGGUGACGCACCUCUACAAGUCUGAUCAAGCGGAAGAACUCUUGAACGAAUCGGAGCACAUUGCCCAGCGUCGAAAGGAAGCUGCCGACAUGCUCAAGGCUUUGCAGCGUGCCAAUCACAUAAUUAGUGAGAUUAGAGAAACACACAUGUGGUGAAAAGAACGAUAGGUGGAAGCAAGCUGGAAGAAUAGGAAAACUGGCUCUCCCGGAGUGCUGUAAACAGGUUUUUGUGAAGAUAGCUUCACUACCUCUGCUUCAAACUCACCAUUGUCAACAGUUGUCAGAAAAAGUAUUAGAAUUUUGUAUUUGUACUUACGUGCCAGUGGUGUUCGUCGCAAUAUUUGACUUGCCAGUGUUUCUAGAAAAUUUUCUGUUGAGAAUAUGAUAUUUUUAAUGUAAUUUCAUUUUUUUUUUUAAAAAUAAUUAUAAUGUGUUGCAAGUAACAGUUUAUUGAAAUGUCAAGUAAAAUUUUUGAUAGGAAAUUUUUAAUUUCACAAUUCAUUACUUUCUAGGAGACAGGUGACUUUUGUGUCCUAGCAAACACCCAUUCAAUGUAAAUUUAAGUGGAUGUAUAUAUAUAUUUUUGGCAAUGUUCAUUCUCAAAUUGUAUGUGAAAAAAAAAUUUGUGUCAAUGUAUUUACUACAAUAUUUCCAAGUGAAAAAAUUAUUGUUAGUGCUAAGUUGCUGCUACAGCCCAUUGCCACAUGUUUUUAAGCCUAGCAACCAGAGUGGUAGUGACGUCUUUCUAAAAAUAAAGCAGCAAACCAAGAAUGUGCACAAUAUUUAUUGUAGUUCUGUGUUGGCAAAAAUAAUAUGCAGUUCUGUUCUUUA